Molecule: messenger RNA, 1441 nt
Organism: Volvox carteri f. nagariensis
Lineage: Eukaryota; Viridiplantae; Chlorophyta; Chlorophyceae; Chlamydomonadales; Volvocaceae
Exons: 4
Coding region: 149-625 (158 amino acids)
Source: RefSeq, a predicted model, not a curated record
AAAUUUCCAUAAUAACAGCUGUAGUCGCAUAAUGCUUUAACGAAGGCCUUCUUCACUAAACAAGCCUUGAGCCCACGUGCUUGGAAGGAACUGCACAUCAUAUAAGGAGGCACUCCUUAAACAUAUUCUCAUCAACACGAAAAUAAGCAUGGACGUUGGCUCUCCUCGCUCCCCAACUGCCCAGUUCUCCGUCGCAAAUGACCCCUGUUCCACAAGCUACACUUGCCCAAGUGCACCUCGCAAACCCAAUAUACGACGAGAGCAGGAGCUAGGAAACUUUAGUGCUGCGAUACGAUGUGCAAGGGAACUGCUGGAGUCGAUUCCUGAAGACGACAGAAGUGACGCGUUAAAGCACCUCCCUCGGCAUACCCUGGAAGGCGUCUUCCUAGCGUUCUGCCAUUGGCAAGCCGGCACGCAAUGGGGUACGGACUUCCAGGCGCUUCUCCGAAUUGCCCCAUGCCUAGAGAAGGAGCUGCUGGACCAUGUUCAGCGGUGCUAUCCCGACAUGACUUGGGACGACUGGACGAUGGAGGUCCAGCGGGCUGUUUCGGAUCCCCACCACGGGCAACAACUUGCGGAGCGCGUCAUGACGGACAGCUGCACAAUGCGACGAUUGCUUUUCUAGCCUAUGCCAGCGACGUUGGCAGUCAAUGAAUGUUCAAGAAUAAUAUGCUAAGGGGGGAUAUUCAGUUUGAUUGGAGCGUACCGCAUCCCUGCAUCGUUGCACAAGUGCUUGGCCAGGCAAACUGCAGUACAAGAAUGACAUGUGACUUACAGGCAACGACGGCCUUGGAACGCAUGCCAUUGUUGCUCGGUGCACUAAGGAAGCUCCCACACGCAAUUUGAUGCCAAGACAGCAAUGCCGUUGAUUUUACUUACAUUAAUGCCAGGACCGCAAUGUGGUUGGGUUUAAAAUGCUUGCCAUGAUGGACCGGGCUGCAGGCGCCUGGGGUUCGUAGGUUAGCCAGACUGCUGGAGUUGGGAUGGACUGGGCUAGUCUGCAAGCAGACAGAUUGCAUUUUGACCCGCGGCCAUCAUCGUGCCUUUCCUCGAGGACGUUUAUGCUAAAGCGCAUUCGCAGCCUUAAGUUUUGCUACUCGACAUAGGCAGGAAUGUGCCCAUAGAUGGCACAUAGCUUAGCUAGUGUAGGACUUGACUGUAGUGUUUUUAACGUUCCUUACCUGCGGUUGCCGCUGGCGGAUGUUCCUGAUGCUUGGCUUGAAGCUAUACCCUGCAUUACAGGGUUCGUGACUUUGAAAUCGGAUUGAUUCGCUGCUGUUGUGCACGCACUUUGAAUUAUACGCUUAACGACCUGCCUCAGCAGCUUGCACAGCUGCUUAUCUGGACGAAAGUGGAGAUAUUUUUAAGGGAUCUAUGUAGAAGGUUUGAGUUCUUCGUCGAACUUGGCAACAUGACAAAGAAUGUAAUUCCCAAGAGUCCG